Maudiozyma barnettii is the source of this 1326-nucleotide messenger RNA. RefSeq names its product alpha-factor pheromone receptor STE2 (gene STE2). Bases 1 to 1326 code for a protein of 441 amino acids. Lineage: Eukaryota; Fungi; Ascomycota; Saccharomycetes; Saccharomycetales; Saccharomycetaceae. The record is from RefSeq and is a predicted model, not a curated record. The transcript has a single exon. Gene Ontology annotation, molecular function: pheromone binding; mating-type factor pheromone receptor activity. Gene Ontology annotation, biological process: G protein-coupled receptor signaling pathway. Gene Ontology annotation, cellular component: G protein-coupled receptor homodimeric complex; membrane.
AUGUCAUCACUAGUACCCCACAUAAGUCCAUUGGCAUAUAACAGUUCAUACAUUCCAGGUGAAAGUUUGUUAACUUUUACCUCUAUCUAUGGCGAUGGCACAGACAUUACAUUUAAUCAAAUGCAAGAUUUGGUAAAUAAAAAAAUGAGACAGGCUAUUAUGUUUGGUGUAAGAUGUGGUGCAGCUACAUUAACUAUUAUUAUAAUGUGGAUGAUAUCAAAGAGGAAACAUACACCUAUUUUCAUUAUUAACCAGGUUUCCUUAUUCCUUAUCGUCAUUCAUUCUGGUUUAUAUUUCAAAUAUUUACUGUCAUCAAUCUCAUCUUUAGCAUAUUCACUAACGGGGUUUCAUCAGGUAGUUUCAAGAUAUGAUAUAUAUGUGUAUGGUGCAGCAUCAAUUUUUCAGGUAUUAUUGGUUGCUUCAAUUGAGUUGUCGUUGGUAUUUCAAGUUAAAAUUAUGUUUGCAGGGAUCACCCAAAAGAAAGUAGGAUAUUUAGCUCUAUUAAUAUCCGGCUGUUUAGGUAUUACCACAGUAGCUGUUUACUUCACAACCGCUAUUAAAAGUAUGAUAUCGGUAUACCAGGGAGUUAAUACUGAUUACGCUAAAUACUUUAAUAUAGCUACUAUUUUGUUAUCUUCAUCGAUUAAUUUUAUGACGUUUAUCUUAGUGGUAAAAUUAUUAUUUGCCUUAAGAUCAAGAAGAUUCCUCGGUCUCAAACAAUUUGAUAGUUUACAUAUCCUGUUAAUUAUGACCUGUCAAUCAUUGUUGAUUCCAUCUGUUCUGUUUAUUCUGGCUUAUAGUUUAGAUGCCAAUAGUGGUACAGACGUAUUAACAACCGUAGCUACUUUAUUGGUUGUAUUAUCCUUGCCACUUUCUUCCUUAUGGGCAACUUCAAAUAAUAAUGUUUCGAAUACUAAGCCAAUGGAAUCAGAUUAUUCUCCAGAAGAAGGUGGAUUUUAUCCAAAUUUCAACAAUAAUGGUCGUUGGGGUGCUGAGAGUGUUAAUUCUGAAAAUAAAUAUAGUUUCAAAUCGAGUACGAAAUAUUCCAGUGAUACUUUAACAUCUAAUGUACAUAUGGGAUCAUUUGAUCUUGAAAAUAAUAGUAGUUCAUCAGAGGGAUCUCAACAAGAAAAAUGCUCAGAUAGACACUAUAGUAAUGUUUAUGAUGAUACUGAAAAGACUCCUGUGACUGUUAAAGAGAAAAGUUUAACAAAAAAUAUUACCGAGACAACAGAGUGUUCAUUAGAUAUUUAUACUCCUGACACCCUUACUGAUGAGGCAACACGCAAUUAUUGGUUAAGUGAUUCACAUAACUUGAAUGAGUGA